CGAGCACCAAGGAUGUCGUGGCAGGCUGUUCGUCACCUGGGGCAGAAGCUGGUGCGCAGGCGGCCGCUGCAGCUUGGAGAAGAUGCUCAGAGCCCCCUGGCCCGCUGUCUCAACACUCUGGACCUAGUGGCCUUGGGUGUGGGCAGCACCCUGGGGGCCGGUGUAUAUGUCCUUGCCGGGGAGGUGGCCCGCGACAAAGCCGGACCCGCCAUUGUCAUCUGCUUCCUGGUGGCGGCGCUGGCAUCGGUGUUGUCGGGACUGUGCUAUGCUGAGUUCGGGGCCCGGGUGCCAGGCUCUGGCUCUGCCUACCUCUACAGCUACGUCACCGUGGGCCAGCUGUUGGCCUUUGUCACUGGCUGGAACCUCAUUCUCUCCUACGUCAUAGGCGCAGCAGGUGUGGCCCGGGCCUGGAGUGCUGCCUUUGAUGGACUCACCGGGAACCACAUGUCUCAGGCCCUGGCAAGCAGCUUUCCUCUGUCGGCUCCAGGCAUCCUGGCCAAAUACCCAGACUUCUUUGCGCUGGGUCUGGUGUUGGUCCUCACUGGACUGCUGGCGCUGGGGGUCCGCGAGUCAGCACUGGUCACCAGAGUAUUCACCGGGGUGAACCUGGUGGUGCUGAGCUUCAUCACCCUCUCGGGCUUCCUGAAGGGCAAUCUGCACCACUGGCAGCUCACCAGCCAGGACUACCAGCUGGCGGCAGCGGAGUCCAAUGACACAAGCAGCUUGGGGGCCUUGGGCAAGGGAGGAUUUGCACCUUUCGGCCUGUCUGGCAUCCUCCGUGGGGCGGCCACCUGCUUCUUCGCAUUCAUUGGCUUUGACUGCAUUGCAACCACAGGGGAGGAGGCCCGCCACCCACAGAGGUCCAUCCCGCUGGGCAUCGUGUUGUCGCUCUUCAUCUGCUUCCUCAUGUAUUUCGGAGUCUCUGCAUCGCUCACCCUCAUGGUGCCAUACUACCAGGUCCACCCAGAGAGCCCGCUGCCCCUGGCUUUUGUCCAUGUGGGCUGGGCCCCUGCACGCUACGCGGUGGCGGUGGGCACUCUGUGUGCCCUCUCUUCCAGCCUGCUAGGCUCCAUGUUUCCGGUGCCUCGGGUGAUCUACGCCAUGGCAGAGGACCGGCUCCUCUUCAGCAGACUGGCCCGUGUCCACAGCCGGACGCACACCCCGGUGCUGGCCACUGUGGUCUCCGGCCUCGUGGCAGCGCUGAUGGCAUUCCUGUUGGAGCUCAGCGAUCUCGUGGACCUCACCUCCAUCGGGACCCUGCUGGCCUAUUCCCUGGUGUCCUUUUCCGUUCUGGUGCUCAGGUACCAGCCAGACCAGAACACAAGUUCUGAGAAGCCACAGGGGGAAGCCAUGGAGAUGCGGCCUGUGUCGCAUGCAGCCCCCUUGGAACCAACUUCAGAAGCUGGGAGCAUGGGGUGUGUGAGGAUCCUCAAGAGCCUGUGUCUCCCCACAGACAACACCCCCACUGAGGCGUCCGGCUGCGUGGUCUACGUCUGUGCCUCCUUGCUGGUUCUGUUGCUGACGAUCCUGAGUUUGGUCCUGGCCCAGUGGCCCCAGCAUCUGCUCUCUGGGGACCCGGUUUAUGUGGUAGUGGCAGCAGUACUGUUCGGGCUCAUGGUCGUGAUGACUGUCAUCAUCUGGAGACAGCCCCAGAGUGGUUCACAUCUGCACUUCAGGGUCCCAUUCCUGCCCAUCCUGCCCCUGCUCAGCAUCUUCGUGAACGUCUACCUCAUGAUGCAGAUGGCCUCUGGGACCUGGGUCCGGUUUGGGAUAUGGAUGGUGAUUGGAUUUGCUAUCUACUUCGGAUACGGGAUCCGGCACAGCCUGAAGUAUGAGCAACAGCCUCCACCAGCUUCAAGCCCCCAGCCUCCCCAGGAAAACAACCCUGGUGCUGAGCUUGUUUAG
This is a messenger RNA of Perognathus longimembris pacificus (Pacific pocket mouse), 1905 nucleotides long. Its product is annotated as cationic amino acid transporter 3-like. Gene Ontology annotation, cellular component: plasma membrane. Gene Ontology annotation, biological process: transmembrane transport; amino acid transport. The coding region runs from base 13 to 1905 and encodes 630 amino acids. NCBI's taxonomy places the organism in Eukaryota, Metazoa, Chordata, Mammalia, Rodentia, Heteromyidae. The transcript has 11 exons. The record is from RefSeq and is a predicted model, not a curated record. Gene Ontology annotation, molecular function: amino acid transmembrane transporter activity.